Molecule: messenger RNA, 2413 nt
Organism: Manihot esculenta (cassava)
Lineage: Eukaryota; Viridiplantae; Streptophyta; Magnoliopsida; Malpighiales; Euphorbiaceae
Product: ABC transporter G family member 22
Exons: 10
Coding region: 133-2301 (722 amino acids)
Cellular component (GO): membrane
Molecular function (GO): ATP binding; ATP hydrolysis activity; ABC-type transporter activity
Source: RefSeq, a predicted model, not a curated record
UGGAUACUACUCAUACAUAAAUGAUGUAGGGAAGGAAGGGGAUGCUGCUAUAUAAGCCAAUGCAUAUCCCUACUGGCUUAGAGUUCUUGCGCUGCUUCUCUUGUUCCAAAUUAAUUUUCAAUUUUAGCAUCCAUGGAGGUAACCAAAGAACUGGGACGCGAGCUUUCUGAGAGAUUUGGCUCCAAAUCCUCGAGCACCAUUCAACCAGAAGAUAACAGUGACGAAGCUGGAUUUAACUUAGAGAACAAGGCUGCUUACCUCGAUGAGAAACUUGUGUUCAGAAGGAAGUCAUUCAGUGACAGUUUCUUGGUCAAUAUUCAUGAUCUUUUCGACAAUGUUUCUUCUGGAAACUUUGAUAAGACAGGGAAUUCUGCAAUUAGUCAAUCUUCAUCAGCUCCCAAUGAGGAUUCAGAUUUCUGCAGGUUGAGUAAAAUGCAGAUUGAACCCACAUUACCUAUAGCUAUCAAGUUCCAGGAUGUCAAAUACAAGGUAUAUACAGGGAAGUACAUACUUCAUGGAAUCACGGGGUCAGCAAAUCCAGGUGAAAUUCUUGCUCUUAUGGGAACAUCAGGAAGUGGCAAAACAACUCUGCUCAAUCUUCUCAGUGGACGAGCCAAAUUCAACAGUGGUGCAAUCACUUAUAACGAUCAACCGUAUAACAAGUCCCUGAAUCGGAGGAUUGGCUUUGUGACACAAGAUGAUGUUGUGUUUUCCCACCUUACAGUUAAAGAAACUCUUACUUAUGCUGCAUUGCUUCGUCUUCCCAACAUGUUAACAAGAGAAGAGAAAAUAGAAAGAGCCUUGAAUGUUAUAAGAGAGCUAGGUCUUGAAAGGAGUCAAAAUACAGUAAUUGGUGGAAAAUUUGUGAGAGGGAUAUCAGGUGGGGAGAGAAAAAGGGUCUGCAUUGGUCAUGAAAUUCUUCUCAAUCCAUCACUUCUGCUUCUGGAUGAGCCAACUUCAGGGCUGGACUCGACAACUGCACUUAGAAUUGUUCAGAUCCUACAGGACAUGGCAAAGGCUGGCAAGACAGUGGUUACCACCGUACAUCAGCCUUCUAGUAGGCUCUUCAGUAAGUUCGACAAGCUCAUUUUAUUGGGACGUGGGAGUUCCUUGUACUUUGGAAAGACAUCAGAAGCAAUGAUGUAUUUCUCUUCAAUUGGUUGCAAUCCAAUUAUAGCCAUGAACCCAGCAGAGUUUCUUGUUGAUCUUGCAAAUGGAAACAUAAACGAUAAAUCAGUUCCUUCAGAAUUGGAGGACAAGUUCUUACCUGGAAACAAAACUCUAGAGACAGCUGAUGUCCAUGAGUAUCUUGUGGAGGCUUAUGAAGCAAAAAUGGGAACGAUGGAGAAACCGAAGUCCCUACAGUCUGAAGAAGAGGGAGAGAUUCAUGGUAAAUUGAUUCCAAGUGAUUGGGGGGCAACCUGGUGGGAUCAAUUCUUAAUUCUUGUCAACAGAAGCUUUAAAGAGAGAAGACAUGAGUACUUCAGUCCUCUGCGUAUAACUCAGGUUGUAGCCACUGCUAUAAUAGUAGGAUUGCUUUGGUGGAAUUCUGAUGCUUCAUCUCCUGAACACUAUGAAGAUCAGGCAAGUGUGGUCAUUUUCUUACAAUUUUCCUCCUUACAACAUCAACACCUUCCUCAUUUUCCAUGUCCGCAGGCAGGAUUGUUAUUCUUCAUUUCAGUAUUCUGGGGAUUUUUUCCCUUAUUUACUGCAAUAUUCACAUUCCCACAAGAAAGAGCCAUUCUUGUUAAAGAGAGAGGAGUUGGCAUGUACAGACUCAGUGCAUAUUUUGCUGCAAGAAAUAUCAGUGAUCUUCCUUUGGAUCUUGUAAUGCCUACAGUGUUCCUUGUGAUAGUCUACUUCAUGGUGGGAUUAAAGUUGAGCUUUCAUGCAUUUUCUCUCACAUUGCUCACAGUUUUUCUCAGCAUUGUGGCUUCUCAGGGUCUUGGACUUGCUAUAGGAGCAGCAAUCAUGGAUUUGAAGAAAGCAACAACACUGGCUUCCAUUAUCAUGAUGACCUUUAUGUUAUCUGGUGGAUUAUUUCUACAAAAAGUUCCAUCCUUCAUGUCGUGGUUGCGCUACGUUUCUUUCAAUUAUCACACAUACAGGCUACUCCUGAUGAUACAGUGCCCUUGCAUGGAUCCAGCUCCUGGUUCAAGCCACUGCCAAUUUCACCUUGUCACCGAUUUAAGACUAGAUAAUGGUAGAGAAGAAGUAAUAGCAAUGACAGUGAUGAUUGUUGCAUAUCGCCUACUAGCUUACUUCUUCUUAAGGAAAAUGAAACUGAGGAAAAUGGCUUAGUUAUUAUCUGAAAAAGGUUUAUCAUUGAAAUUUUUACAUGUAUCAUUCACCAAAGUAUUGAAUGAUAUCUGCUUGAUUAUACCAGUGCAGUAGAAAAUAUUUUUUGUUAUUA